Heterobasidion irregulare TC 32-1 is the source of this 2187-nucleotide messenger RNA. RefSeq lists its product as uncharacterized. The transcript has 4 exons. Lineage: Eukaryota; Fungi; Basidiomycota; Agaricomycetes; Russulales; Bondarzewiaceae. The record is from RefSeq and is a predicted model, not a curated record. Gene Ontology annotation, molecular function: DNA-binding transcription factor activity. The coding region runs from base 1 to 2187 and encodes 728 amino acids. Gene Ontology annotation, biological process: regulation of DNA-templated transcription.
AUGGCUCUAAGAUGCCCUGAUCUCGAGGAAGCUAUUCGGAGCGAGCGUGGGGUCUAUAACCUCAAUCACCGAACGAUCAAGUCCGACAAGAACUCAAAUACGGACUUUCGAAGGUGCGAAGGAGGGCGAGGAGGGGAUCUUUACACGAAAGCGAAGGAGGAAAAGGCCGUCGAAACCGACGGAAAAGGUUGGAAGGAGCCGUCCCCUUUCGUCGUCAAUCCAAACGACUUCUCUGAGUUUUUCAACCUCGACCUCCUCGUCGGUGGCUCUUCGUCCCAGCAACAGGGCCAAGGGUCGUCCUCCUCUCGUGCAUCAUCCAACUCCCCAGCCCUCUCCUUCUCCGCCCUCCCCUCGCCCCCCGCUCCAUUCCUCCCAACAAUCGUUGACUCGCAAGCGACCGAUUUCUUCAACUUUUACCUCGACGAUGAGUACACAAAAGUCGAUCCACUCGCACCGCCUCCUCCCAUCACCGGCGCUCCCUACGACUUCUUCGGCGCCUUUUCGGGCUUGUCGUCCUCGGGCUCGCAAGAUGAGAGCAGCCCCGAGUCUGGAACCACCAGUACAGGCCAGUCCCCUCCCCUCGCUAUUGAUCCCCAGCUUGUCGGCAGCCCAUCAAAGCCCAUGAGCGAUAUCGAUGAGGAAGAGGAAGGGGAGGGGGGCGACGAGGGCGAUGAAGAUCACGACGAUCUCUUCGCCGCCAUCGCCCCAGUGAAGGUCGGCGGCAAGGGCAAAGGUCGCAAGGGCACCGUUCAGUCAGGCGGCGUCCAGAAGAAGCCCAUAGUCAGUGCGGUCGUCAAAGACAGCGACAACAAAGACGAGCCAGACGACUGGCGGCCCUCUCCCGAAGAGUACAAGAAGAUGUCCUCCAAAGAAAAGCGGCAGCUGCGCAAUAAGAUAAGCGCGCGCAACUUCCGCGUCCGGCGCAAGGGUGAAUCCGCACAUUCUUCUCUUCUCCCAAAUUUAUGUAUUCUGACCGCCGUUGCAGAGUACAUCACGACGCUCGAAGGCGAUAUUGCAGAGCGCGAUCGCCUGAUCGAUGCCAUUCGUACUGAGCUCGGGUCUACGAAGUCGGAGAACAGCGCGUUGCGGCAGGAAAUUUCCGCACUCAAGAAGGCGCUCCUCACGGGUCGUGCCGAAUCGCCCGUUCUUCCUCCACCUGGGCCCAUCCCUCCCCCCGUCCGCGCCAGCACCACCUCGUCGCCGCUUGUCACGCCCAACAUGCACAAAGAUCUGCCAUCGUCGCCGCGCCUCGCAUCCGCUAAGUCGUUCUGGGGUGGGAGUGCGACGUUCGGCGGGAUCACGCCCGUGCACACGACCCUCAUUCCUGAGUCGUUUGCGCAACCGCUCGCGAACGUCAAGCCUGUGGGCAGCGAUCGCUCUAUCUCGGCCUCGCUCCAGGAAAAUAUCAACCCGAGUCUCAACGUCAACAAGGUUGGACUCGCCGCGGCGGCAUUCGGUCCGGUCAAGGGCGGCAAGCCUGGCGCGUUUGACGCGUUUGCUGAGAACAAUCCGUUCACGAUGAAGAUGCUCGAUGCCUAUCGUAUGCAGCUUUGGGCACGCAUGGCCACGGCACAGCAUCAGCAGCAACAGCAACAACAGGCUUUGUCUGCCCAGCCCCCUCAUGCGCCCAUCACUGGUCUUGCUUCGAACCUCCGCCCACAUUAUUUCUCUACCGUCAAGCCAUCCAGCACACCGCUCUCCAACCACACAAACCUCUCCGCCGUACUCUCCGGCAAACACACGUCCUCCUCUCUCGCGUACCCAUCACCGCCGCCGUCGCCGAAGCUCGGCGCGACAGCGCCCCGGGACGUGCAGAACUCGCAGCACGCGCUCAUCGCGGCGAUGGCAUCGCAGACGCUGUUCCAGAAGUUGGGGUCCGCGUUCUGGGAGGCAUUCUCCGGCUCGACGCAUCCGUCGAUGUCCUCGCCGGGGGCAUCAGGGUCCAGGCAGCAGGCGUGGGACGCGGAGAAGGUGCGGAGGGUGCUGGAGGGCAAGGCGAUCGUGAAGGUCGUGGACAUCGAGGAUAUGCCGACGCCAGCGAGCGCGCCAGCUAUGUCGCGCGCACAGGUGCAGACGGCGCCUGUGCAGGCGCCGAUGGCAGCGACAGCGAAGGAUCGGUGUUCAUGUGUUUCUGUCACAGACAUCUUGGAGGAGAGUAUGCGGGCGUUGAGUUUAGGGAAGAAGUAA